Messenger RNA from Malaclemys terrapin pileata, 5654 nucleotides. RefSeq names its product enkurin domain containing 1 (gene ENKD1). The coding region runs from base 302 to 1414 and encodes 370 amino acids. The record is from RefSeq and is a predicted model, not a curated record. NCBI's taxonomy places the organism in Eukaryota, Metazoa, Chordata, Testudines, Emydidae. The transcript has 9 exons. Gene Ontology annotation, cellular component: cytoplasmic microtubule.
GCCCUGAGGAGCCCGGUGCAGCCAGGAGUGUCCUGCCUGGCCCCAGGCCGCCAGGGACGCGGCAGGGGCUGGCCCCCUUUGGCCCCGCGCUUAGCCCAGGCUCCAGGGCAGAGCUCUGUGCUGCGGGGGGCAGCGCCCUCGGGGCUCUGCCACGUUCCCCAGGCACCAACGGACAGGUGGACGGUCUGUGGGAACCAUUGGCUGAUACACACAGUUCUGAGGUGCCGAGUCUUCUUGCUGCUCCCUAACAUCUCUCUCCUCCUGUCAUCUGUGAAGUACAAGCCGCAGAGCCGUGGCCGAGAUGUCUGAGGGACCUUCCAGGAUCUCGGGACCCAUCCCUCCCGACCCUACGCUGUUCCCAGACUAUUACAAACGCCCCCUAUCAGCUCGAGGGAGGCUGGAAGGGAAUGCCUUGAAGCUGGACUUCCUCUCGGGCCCUCUAGCCCCAGAUCCCAGCCUGUACCCCACCUGCUACAGUGCCCGCCCUGCCCAUCCUGCCCCGCGUAUCCGCCCCAAUGGUCAGGCCAUCCUGGAGAAGGGGCAGAAGGGGACGGUCGGGGUCUUGCUGAAGCUGGAAGGGAUCUCUCUCUACAGGGAGCCGCCCCUGAAAAGGAAAGAAGCCAAGGACCACGAGAAGGAGAAUGUGAGGCGGAUGAGGGAGAUCCAAAGGAAAUGCAAGGAGAAGGAGCUGGUGCGGGAGCACAGCCAGCCCAAACCCAUGAAGGCCUUGUGGAAAUCCCAGAAGUAUGAGAAUGUGGAGUCCAAGGUGAAGGCCAAGUUGCAGGAGAGCUCUCCCCCGCCCAACCCGGAGUCUCAGAAAUUCCUCCGGGCAUAUUCCCGCUGCGGCUCUGGGGUCCAGCCCCGCCGUUCGCUGUCGCCCAGCCCUGCCAAAACGAGAGUGGUGACCGACACCGAGGCUGCAGGAGCACAGCGCACUGAUGCCAAGAUCCAGGUAGAAGGCACCAGCAUCGACUUCGUGAGCCACAACGCCCGCACCGCCAAACGGGCCCCCAUGCGGCGCUCGCGCUCGCUGCAGUCGCUGGCCGAGGCGCUGGAGCAGAAGCACCGGGAGCAGGAGGAGUACAACGCCAAGCAGAAGGGCCACGUGCCCCAGUACCUGCUGGAGCGGAAGGAUCACUGGCGCAGGGAGAUGGAGGAACGGCAGCGGAACCUGCCCGACCCUGACAUGCCACCGGGUCACACCAUGAUGCCGGAGAGCGAGCGGCUGGCAACCCUGAACAACCUGCAGCAGAGCCAGGAGCAGCUGGUGAAGGACCUUGUGAUGCUGCCGGUGCGGGCCGACACCCUGAGCAUUCAGAAGAGGCGGGUGGAGCUGGAGAAGAAGCUGUCGCAGAUCGAUGAGGCCCUCAAAAUCUUCUCCCGGCCCAAGGUCUUCAUCAAGCUGGACUCCUGAGGGGGGGGGUGUUGUGCUGUGCGUGGAUCUGCCACCCUGCUGGGGGGGGGCUCCUGGUCACUCUGCUCCUUGGGUUGGGGGGGAGGGAAACCAAACUCAAUCUGCUUCCACUGGCUGCUGUAGCAGCUCCUGCCUUGGGGAUUCCCAGAGCCCAGCCCGACGCCGUCCAGCCAAGCUGGCCCCAGGCAGAGGGCAGCUGGGCCCUUGUGGGUGACAACAGCAAACGAACCCGAGGGGUGUUGCCAGGGGCCAUUGUCUUCAAGGCAGUGCCCCAGCCUCUGCCCGGUGGGGGGCUCCGGAGGGGCAGACUGGCCAAUGGCACCUUCUGUGCAGCGUUGCUUGGAAAGCGGCAGGCCUGGUGCUCUCAGCUGCCGCUCUGCAUGGCUGGGCUUACUGGCCUCUCGCUGACAUGGAGUGAUGCUUUGUAGGACAAAGCAGGAGCAGCCUCUGCCCGGCACCCCCUCCCCGGCCACCUUCCUCGCAGGUUGGAGCUGGGAGCCACGGGGCAUUCAGAGAGAGAUCGGGAGAGUCUGAACAUAACCCUGCAGCAUCCCAGCUGCCCCUGCUGGGGGGGUUGCGACACAGCCGGGCCUGAGAGCCAGCUCCCUGCCAGCCCAGGCUGGGCCUCUACAUGGCGCUCCUCUGGCCUGGCCACCGCUCCCCUGCAGCCUUCUGCCAAAGGCCGUGUGCCUGGGACGGGGGCAGCCCGGAGGGGAGCAGCUUGGUAGGCCAAGACUAGCAGAGGGACAGGGUAACCAGGCCUGGCAGGGAGCUGGCACUGCGGGGAAGGGGUGGGGAGCGUGGGAACCCUUCUAGGGGGGUGUUGGACAGCUUUUAAAUAAAGGGUUUUGUAGGUAUUGUGUGUGACAGGUGUGUGAGAGGGGGAGGGCUGCUUUGGGCUGUGUGGGCAGCUGGGGAGGGUUCAGCCGGCUGAGUGGGUAGAGUGUUGGGCAUUGGCAGUGCCCGGGCUGGGGCAUGCCUGGCUGGCAGGUGAGGGCAGUGGGAGCCUGCUGGGUCUGUGCUGGGAGGCAGGGCCUGGGUAGCCUGCACCUUUCAUGCUCCUUGGUGCUCCAGCCGUGUGCACAUGUGGUACCAGAUGCCGCUGCCCUCCAGUUGCGCAAGCCAGCCAGGGAGCCGGCUUAGCUGGCCCUGGCCAGGGUGAGUCCCUUGGCUGGGUACAGCUUGUCCAGCAGCGCUGUGCUCCCCCACCUGCCUGCUGCAUAGGGGGAGGCAGGGAUGCCUCCAGCUGUUCCCAGCCCGUCCCCACAGCUGAGGAUUUGAUUCCUGUCUGGGACUGUCCGUGGUUGCUGGUGCUGCUGCUGCCUUGCAAUGGGCCAUGGAGGAAAGAAGAAACUCCUGGCGGCGGAGGAGCACCAAACUGCCCCACAGCUUAAUAAACUAGCCGGGCUCAGAGUGGGAGUGGUUCCUGCUUCCCAGCCUGCGGGCCAAGCAGCCCAGGGGUCGGUGCGGGAUUGGAAUCUGCCCCCUGGGUUUUUGUAAAUCUCCAGUCUUGUGCCCUGAGGAUGGGAGCGGGCAGGGCCCUGGGCCGGCGGGCAGAAAGUGUGUGUGUGGGGGGGGGGGGGGGAAGAUGACCCCUAAAUGGAGAAUGUAGCUGCUAAGGCAUGUGGUGGAGGGGGCUCUGUUACAAUUUUCGGCUGCUGGGGCCCUGCUGUUGGGGGGCUGGGGUGGUGGCUUCAGGAAAGGGAAAUGGCAGAAGAGCUGGUGCACUGGUUGCAAAAGCAGCAAAACCACAGUUGUGCAGAGGAGCUGUAACUGAUGGGGCCAGGGCAAGGCGGUCGAGCUCCCAGCUUGCUCUGAGCAGGUCCUACACCCGCUCCUCCCCACCUAGGCAAAUCAAACACCAGCUCGUGCUGCCCUGUGCUGCUGGGGGAAACAGGCAGGGGAAUGCCCCCUGGCUUAGGAAUCUCACAGCUCCGCACGUGUUGGGAGGAGACUGCCGCAUGGGUGAGUGCUGGGCUCUCGAGACUGGAUUCCCCACAGUCCAUCAUUACCCCUGUGCAAGGGAAGCAUGACCUGCUACUCCCUCAGGAUGGCAACAUUUCCCCCUCACUGGGCCCAGGGGCAGGCUGGGGGACCUCCACCCUGCUGUGUCCCAGUCUGAUGCUCAAAGGCCCUGGCCAAUACAUCAGCCAACUGGUGCUACAUUUGGAAAAGAAGCAACUCCAGCCGGAUAAUUGUGCAGUAUGGCCACAUUGUGCAUUGUCAGGCUUCUUUUUGUUCCUAAUAUACCAUAAAAAAACUCCUCCUUAUUGUCCUUAACUCUGCUGGCCAUAGAUUUCUCCUUGUGUCCCUUUGCUUCCCAUAUCAAUUUUCUACAAUUCCUAGCUUCUAACUUUAUGUUAAUUACUAGCAAGUUCCCCUGUCUUCCAUGGUUAUUUUUUAUAGCUGCCCUCAUUUGCCCUCUAAGCCAGGUUGAUUUGACCAAUAUCGCCUUUUCCCUCAAGUAUGGUUUUUUGGGCAUCUAGUAAAGUGUUCUUAAACAAUUCCCAAUUAUUAUUCACAUUGUUCUGAUUAAAUUCAUUCUCCCAGCUGAUUUGGCGCCUAGCUGUUUUUAGCUUUGUGAAAUUGGCCCUUUUGAAGCACCAAGUCUGUCUGUCUGUCUCUCUGUUGUGGACUUUAUUCUAUUUGCACACUAUAAAUGUGAUCAAAUCAUGAGUCCUUCUACCAUUAAGUUUUUAGUUCUGUGAUCCGUUCCUCUUUAGCUAUUUGGACAAGGUCUAAUAUAGAAUUCCCCUGUGUUAGAAGCAACAUUGUUUGAGUUUGGAAAUUGUCAUUUAUAGUUAGAAGUACCAAGAAUGUUUAAGUAUGGGCAAGGUGAGACUUCUAGCAUGUCACUCAGGUUGACGUCCCCCAUGACCACACAGCAUCUUUUCCUACAUUAGAGGUAGGUGCAUAGGGAACCACUCAUGCUGUUACCUACUGUGAUUUGGUGGGCUGUAGGAGACACCAAUUAAUACCCCACACUCGAUCCUUCCUAAAUAGGUUAGAAUCACUGAUUUUAGCAUUCCACUCAUGGGCCCCAUGCCACCGGGUUUCAGUAAUACCCGGGAGAUGAAAUUUAUGCUCAUAUGAACACUUUCAAUUCCUUAUUUGUUACCCAGGCUCCUGGCAUUAGUGCGUAGGGAAUUAAAGCAUUUCUUCUCUUUGUGUCCUUCAGUUCCUUGGUUAAUUUUAUUCUCAACAUCUCAGUGUGCUAAACGAGUGCUCAGAUUGUCCCUUCUUUUACCCUCCCUCUUUAACACCCUCCAGACUACCCUAGUCAGCCUAUCCCUGAACUGCUUGGUUCCCUGUCUCCUGAAGUGGAGGUCAUCCAAACUAUACAGCUUCCUCUCCCUGUAGGUGGUGGACUAGUGUGCCACUAAACCAAACCCCUCCAUGCUACACCAUUUACCUAGCCAGCGGGUCACCUCCAGCAUCUUCUGCCUGCCUUUGCUUGCGGAACAGGGAGGCUCUUAGAGGCAAUCACGUGGCCAUUCUGCUUCCGUGUUCCCUGAAGUCACCUAGUAGCUGUGAGCUCUCUUGUGACAGUGUCAAUCUGAACCAUCUGUGAUGCUGGCAGACCAGGUGCCAGCUCAUGCCUCCACUGAACAUGGACAAAUACCUUGCUGGGAUCAGUCUGGCCCCUGCAUGUUGGUAUUGGUAUUGGCAUGUUCAGGGGUUAGAGGUUAUUGAAUGCCUGCGUUAUGCUCACUGAUAACAGCUGCCUCCCGCACUGCAAGGUCAUGUUUGAGCAGUUGUAUUAUGAACCUCUGUAACUGUAAAUCCACCAGCCAGGAGCGCGCCAUUAAUGCGUGUGAAGUGCUGGUCUCCAACAGGAGGUGUUCCGGCCUGCCUGCCAAGGAGGGCCCAUCAGCACCAGCUGACAACAGUGGAACACACUAAGGAGGGCAAAGGACUGUACCGUUGACUCCCACCCCCAUAAAGAGUAGUCUUGCAAGUGAAUUCCUCCCAUCAGCUGAAGUUGCAGCUCAAAGCAGAAGUGGGGCAGGCAUUAAAAACCCCUAACAAGGAGGAACUGGUUGUCCAUGUUGCUUGGACAGUGGGGGGCAAGGUUUCUAGGCAUAAGCAAAAGAUUCCCAGUGCUUAGCCUGAGUUAGGCCUAAAGGACAUACAGAACUUGCUUAUUAUGGAAAUGUCUAUUACCUUUGGAAACUGAAGAUUGGAACUCAUUACCUGCUUUGACCUGGUCAAUAACUCUCAUUUCCUUUGCCUGUUAAUA